Molecule: messenger RNA, 2188 nt
Organism: Carlito syrichta (Philippine tarsier)
Lineage: Eukaryota; Metazoa; Chordata; Mammalia; Primates; Tarsiidae
Gene: PTGER4
Product: prostaglandin E receptor 4
Exons: 2
Coding region: 41-1513 (490 amino acids)
Biological process (GO): negative regulation of inflammatory response; adenylate cyclase-activating G protein-coupled receptor signaling pathway; cellular response to prostaglandin E stimulus
Cellular component (GO): plasma membrane
Molecular function (GO): prostaglandin E receptor activity
Source: RefSeq, a predicted model, not a curated record
CAGUCUCGCGCCCCAAGGCAGCGCACCGCCAGCCACUACCAUGUCCACUCCCGGAGUCAAUGCGUCCGCCUCCCUGAUACCCAACCGGCCGAACAGCCCAGUGACCAUCCCGGCGGUGAUGUUCAUCUUCGGGGUGGUGGGCAACCUGGUGGCCAUCGUGGUGCUGUGUAAGUCGCGCAAGGAGCAGAAGGAGACGACUUUCUACACGCUGGUCUGCGGGCUGGCCGUCACCGACCUGCUGGGCACGUUGCUGGUGAGCCCGGUGACCAUCGCCACGUACUUGAAGGGCCAGUGGCCCGGGGGCCAGCCGCUGUGCGAGUACAGCACCUUCAUCCUGCUCUUCUUCAGCCUGUCCGGGCUCAGCAUCAUCUGUGCCAUGAGCGUCGAGCGCUACCUGGCCAUCAACCACGCCUACUUCUACAGCCACUACGUGGACAAGCGCUUGGCCGGCCUCACGCUCUUCGCGGUCUACGCGUCCAACGUGCUCUUCUGCGCGCUGCCCAACAUGGGCCUGGGGAGCUCGCGGCUCCAGUACCCGGACACCUGGUGCUUCAUCGACUGGACCACCAACGUGACGGCGCACGCCGCCUUCUCCUACAUGUUCGCGGGCUUCAGCUCCUUCCUCAUCCUCGCCACGGUGCUCUGCAACGUGCUGGUGUGCGGCGCGCUGCUCCGCAUGCACCGCCAGUUCAUGCGCCGCACCUCGCUGGGCACCGAGCAGCACCACGCGGCCGCCGCCGUCGCGGCCUCGGCCUCCUGCCGGGGCUACCCCGCCGCCUCCCCGGCCCUGCCGCGCCUCGGCGACUUUCGCCGCCGCCGGAGCUUCCGCCGCAUCGCGGGCGCCGAGAUCCAGAUGGUCAUCCUACUCAUCGCCACCUCCCUGGUGGUGCUCAUCUGCUCCAUCCCGCUCGUGGUGCGAGUGUUCGUCAACCAGUUAUACCGGCCGAGUUUGGAGCGAGAAGUCAGCAAAAAUCCCGAUUUGCAGGCCAUCCGCAUUGCUUCCGUGAACCCCAUCCUGGACCCCUGGAUCUACAUCCUGCUGCGAAAGACAGUGCUCAGUAAAGCCAUAGAGAAGAUCAAAUGCCUCUUCUGCCGCAUUGGCGGAUCCCGCAGAGACCAUCCCGGACAGCACUGCUCCGACAGUCGGAGGACGUCUUCUGCCAUGUCCGGCCACUCUCGCUCCUUCCUGUCCCGGGAGCUGAAGGAGAUCAGCAGCACAUCUCAGACCCUCCUGCCAGACCUCUCGCUGCCGGACCUCAGUGAAAAUGGCCUUGGCGGCAGGAACCUGCUCCCGGGGGUGCCCGGCGCGGGCCUGGCCCAAACGGACACCACCUCACUGAGGACUUUGCGAAUAUCAGAGACCUCGGACUCCUCACAGGGUCAGGACUCAGAGAGUGUCUUACUGGUGGAUGAGGUGGGGGCCGGCAGCAGGGUCGGGCCCGCCCCGAAGGGGGGCUCCCUGCAAGUCACAUUUCCCAGCGAAACCCUGAACUUCUCGGAAAAAUGUAUAUAGUCGCUAGGGAAAGAAAUACUGCCGUUUCUGACACCUUAUGAAAUCCUGUGCAACAGACACAUCAAUGAAGCAUUUGGCCGUGCUCGGAAGGGCUGUCUUCAUCCUACGACUCACAAGAGAGAACAUCCUGGCUUUUGAGCGCUUUUCAAACAAUCAGUUUGACUCACAUGUGUCCUAAGGCCUGAAGCACAUUGGUCGCUACCCCGCCAUGACACAGGGUUGUGGCCAGAACUCGAUAGCUGAGAAGAUCUACCCUCGGUUUGUCUGUUGGAUAGGAGGAAGAUGGCUGAAGUUUGGCUAUUUGCAUCACAUCGAGAGCUUCGUAUCUGGUACACAACAGAGGCCCAGAUACUAGAAGGGCUCUAUUCCAAUAAACUAUGAGGACUAUGUUAUGGAUGAUUUAUGUGUCUCUCUAAAGCAUGAAAUGUGAAUUUUUAUUGUUGUAAAUAUGAUUUAAGGUAUUUAAAGUAUUUUCUUCUCUGUGAGAAGGUUUAUUGUUAAUACAAGGUAUCAUAAAAUUAUAGUUACCCCUCUUCUCCCAGUAUAACCAGCUGAAGUUACAAAUGUUAGAUAUUUUUCAUAAACAAGUUCAGGCUAAGGUGUUGAAAAUUUACAGUAAGACUAAUAUCUAUAAAAUAGAUAUAAAUUUUUUAAAGAGUUUAGUAUUAUCACAGG